Molecule: messenger RNA, 825 nt
Organism: Coffea eugenioides
Lineage: Eukaryota; Viridiplantae; Streptophyta; Magnoliopsida; Gentianales; Rubiaceae
Product: glycine-rich cell wall structural protein-like
Exons: 3
Coding region: 1-825 (274 amino acids)
Source: RefSeq, a predicted model, not a curated record
AUGAGUAAAUUCUUUCCAAGUGACAAUGAAGGUGGCGGAGGAGGUGGAGGUGGAGGUGGGCUCCUUUUCGGCACGGGUGGUGGCGGCGGUGAUUUCUUAGGUGGUGGAGGUGGAGGUGGACUCUUUUUUGGUUGUGGAGGUGGGGGUGGGCUCUUUUUUGGUGGAGGGGGAGGCGGAGGUGAUUUCUUAGGUGGGGGAGGUGGAGGUGGGCUCUUUUCUGGUGGUGGGGGUGGAGGUGGGGGAGGUGGGGGCGGGCUCUUCUUUGGUGGAGGGGGAGGGGGAGGUGAUUUCUUAGGUGGGGGAGGUGGUGGUGGGCUCUUUUUUGGUGGAGGAGGUGGAGGAGGGCUCUUCUUUGGUGGAGGGGGAGGGGGAGGUGAUUUCUUAGGUGGGGGAGGUGGUGGUGGGCUCUUUUUGGGUGGUGGAGGUGGAGGUGGGCUCCUUUUAGGCGGAGGAGGAGGUGGGGGCGACCUUUUAGGCGGCAGAGGAGGUGGGGAGGCAGGUGGUGGUGAAGGUGGCGGAGGAGAUGGUGGUGGAGGUGAUGGUGGUGGGGGUGAUCUUCUGUUGGGUAAUGGCGGGAAAAGUGGAGGUCUGAUUAGUGGUGGUAAUGGUUUAUUGGGCGGCAAACGGAGCGGUGGCAAACGCAGCGGUGGCACGGGAAUUACGUUAGCAUUGGCAUUUGCAACAAAGAUGGCGAAAAUUGCCAGGAGUUUCCACAGCGAAGCUAUGUGGCUCGCCAUGGUUGCUAAAAAGAUGUAUUUGCUACCAACUGCCUCAUUUGUGGAUUUAUAUAGUUCAGUGAUGGUGAGGAAUUUGCAAAUUGCGUAG